This is a messenger RNA of Amorphotheca resinae ATCC 22711, 894 nucleotides long. RefSeq lists its product as hypothetical. The record is from RefSeq and is a predicted model, not a curated record. The transcript has 3 exons. Gene Ontology annotation, cellular component: trans-Golgi network; membrane. Bases 1 to 894 code for a protein of 297 amino acids. Lineage: Eukaryota; Fungi; Ascomycota; Leotiomycetes; Helotiales; Amorphothecaceae. Gene Ontology annotation, biological process: endoplasmic reticulum to Golgi vesicle-mediated transport.
AUGGCGUCCUCGUCCAACCCCUACGAACAUUACAAUUCGCCCCAUGUCGAAGAUGACGGUGAUCUAAUAGACCCGGAUGACGCCAAUCUCGACGACCUAGACGAUCCCCUCCAACACACCACCACCCAAUCCUCGCGCGCCCCUCUAACCGGAAACAUAACAUCCUCUCAAUCUUACCUUACAUCACGGAUACCAGGCGAAGACCGACGGGCCUCAGGGAACACCAUCGACGAAUCGGUAUGGGAAACCUUACGCCGGGAUCUCCUGGCCGUGUGGUCGAAGAUGCGAGAGGUGCUCUACCCGAAAUAUCUCUUCGGGGGGAGCAUGCUGGACAACACGACGUCGAUCCGCGGCGCGUAUGCGAAUCUUAGAGAAGCGGGACUUCAGGGUGCGAGAGAGGAAUUGGUGGGUCUUGCGGGCCGAGCAAUGGAUGCGGAUAAUCUGCUUGCCGGCGGUGGUAUGAGUGAGGGGCUGAAGGAUUGGGAUCUUUGGGGCCCAUUGGUGUUCUGUCUGCUGUUGAGCUUGCUGCUUAGCUUUCGGGCGUUGGAGGAGCAGAAGAGUCUCGUUUUCAGUGGGGUGUUUGCUAUGGUCUGGAUCGGUGAGGCAGUUGUUACGAUGCAGAUUAAGUUGCUGGGUGGGAAUAUUUCCUUUGCCCAGUCAGUUUGCAUCAUCGGCUACACACUCUUCCCCCUCGUCAUCGCCGCCCUCCUCUCCGCCCUCGGUAUCCCAACUAUCCCUCGGAUUCCUGUCUACCUUUUCCUCAUUGCCUGGUCGCUAGCUGCUGGAAUCAGCAUCCUCGGCGGAUCUGGCGUCGUCAAAAACCGCCUCGGCAUCGCCGUUUACCCCCUUCUAGUCUUCUAUUUAGCUUUGGGCUGCUUGUGCUUUAUUAGCUGA